AAUUGGAAUAUUUCUUUUUGUUGAAAUCCCUUAGUAAAAAUGAGGAUACGCAAUAACUUUUUAACGGUACAGCUGUUGACAUUAGUCUGUGAAAGCGUUGCUGUAGGUUUUACUGUCGAUCAGUUUAAUCAUGCUAAAUUAAUAAAAAAGGAAGAUCUUCCGGGAUUUAAGCAAAGUAAAACAGUUAGCGUUUUAUACUAUUACAAGGAAGAUAAUCCCAGACACAGAAGUUUCUAUCGUGAAUAUGAUAAAUCUGCUGAAUAUUUAGGACUGUAUGACUUAAAGCUAGGAGUGGUAAAUUGUAAAGAUCCAGCAAACUUUGAUGUUGACAGAUGUACAGAAGGUGGGACAGAAGCAUCUGUUUACACAUAUAGUAAUGGAAACGAACUGUUGGCCCUGGAAAUUGAAACCAUGUUUGAUGUUAAUUCAAUGAUGUCAAAUAUAUUACAACUUGCUCUACUUCGAGAAGUUCCAAUACUACAAUCCCAAGAAGAGAGGGAGAACUUUAUAAACAAACACAAAGGAACACGUGAUAUUGUCUUCUCAUUCCAGAAAGCCAUUGGAACAUAUGAACAUAGAAUUUUCAUGGAAGUGGCCUAUGCAUUCCAUCACAAAUUUCAGUUUGCUAUAAGUACAGCCACAAAAGCAGUGACAGGACUUGUACCCUCCCCAGAAACAUUAGAUGAUGCAAGAGUUUGGUUCUUGAUGUGUAGUCAGGUUACCAACAAAGAAGAUGACUGCUUUAUCAAGUUUUAUGAUGAUAAGAUGGAUUUGUCUUCCCUUGCCAGUUUUAUGAGAAGACUUGACACACCACCAAAUUUUGACAUCCCUGGUGAUGGCACCACUCAUCCAUACACCCCUGACCUGGGUCUCCAUUUGGUGUACCUGUUCUACCGGGAAUCUACCAAGGAUACGGUUGAUGAGCUGAUCCGCUUGAUUGGGAAUCAGUUUCAUGGAACAGCUGCCUUCAUUACCAUUAACGUGGAGACCACUCUUCCUGAGGUUGUUGGAUUAGAUGCUUUUCCACCAAGUACACCAGAAGUUGCUGUGCAAUUAAAAUCGGAGAAAAAUCUGGUUCACAUGACCGAGGCCUGGUCACUAGAUAGUGCAUUUGAGUUUUUUGCCAGUAGACUACAUGAAUAUGAGGUCAGACCAAAGGAGCAGGAUAGACAGGGUGUUAGUGAUGUGACGGGGAGGGACAUGGAGGGUCAAACGUAUCCUGAGGGGGAGGUGGAGGAAAAGGACAGAUACAGUGAGGAAAUUGAGACUGAAGACGACCAAGUAGCAGAGGCAAUACAAAGAGCCAGGAGAAUUCAGAUAGACUUAGAGCUGGCAGAAAGACUAACUGACAAAACAUUUUCUACCACCAUCAAGGAGAGGGACAUUGUCUUCACUCUCUUUUUUCUGCCAUUUGAUCACAGAAGUUUGGCAUUUUUGCGAGCAUAUGGAGAAGCUGCGAGAAAAUUUGAGAAUCAAACAGAUAGACCAUUUACUUUUGUCAACUGUCAUGACUGGACAGAUGUAUGUGCUAAAGAAAACAUAACUCAUUACCCAAUACUGAAAAUCUACAGACAAGGGAAAUUCCUCAAAGACUAUGACAGCAUGCUGAGCAUUGAAGAUGUUGUGAAUGCUUAUAAAUUCUUGAAACAAGAGAAACCUGUUUCUCUAGCUGAUAAAGAAGAAAUUGAGAAAUUCUUCAAUGGGGUCCUUCCAGAUGGAUCCAACAUCACAGGGAGUGUGUCUGUAGUAGCCCUCUUUGCUGAUCAGAAAAAAGGUGUACAGACUUUUGAGGAAAUGGCCAGGAGCUUGGGAGAUAAAUUUACUUUUGGAAUUAACAGUAAUGGACAAGGGAAAGAUUUUGCAAAGAAAUAUGGCUGUAGUGACCUCCCUUGUGUGGUUAUCCUCAGGAGGAAUGACCUUGUCCAGCCCUAUGUCACCUACAGAGGAGAUCUAGCCUCUACUGAGGAGCUGUUCAAAUUCAUGGAAAAAUCCCUUACUCCUUCACUGGCUGAAUUGACACCCUCCAUCUUUCCCAGACUAUACAAGCAGAACAAGCCAUUUGUGAUCAGCUUUGUAGAUGACACGGAAUCAUCCAAACAGCUGUUAGAACCCAUUCAGAGCCUUGUUAAAGCUGGCACUUACCCAGAUGUCAUUUUUUGUUUAUUGCAAUCUGGUGAUAUCAAUAGCUUUGGGAGGCAGAUUUUACAGACCUAUCAAAAUUCCACCUCUUCCUCUGUACCAGCUUUGUCUUAUGCACAUCUUAAAGAGGGGAAAGUGUACAAUUACUUAGACAAAUCCUUUACAAAGGAGCAGAUAGAGGCCUGGCUGAAAGACAUCCAGACCCAGAGCAUUGACGAUAAAACACUGUUUUUGCUGAAGGAUGGCAUGUUUAAACCAAGGCUACAAGGCUAUCAUUUCCUUGAAUUCAUAAAGGAAAGUGAAGAAGAGAAGAAAAGAAGUCGAGCCAGAAAAGAGGAUCCAGAUGUACUGACUGCAAAUGUACAUGGAAUAGGAUUUGACAGUGAGGGAAAUGAAGUAGAUCCAAGAAAAAAUGAAGACAAUAAGAGGGAGGAAACAGUGGAUGACUCAGAGAUAAGGAGAGAGCUGAUUGAACUUCAGAAAUCACGGCUUUAUCAUCAUGCAGAAGGGAAACACAAACCCCCACACAGGAAGUCUGACGACCACUCAGAUACCUCCAAAUACACAUCUGAGGCUCUACAUGUACCUCAUACCUCAGAGGCUGGAGGGUCUGGAUAUCCAGCUCCAGAGGACACUAAACCCACCUCUGAUGGAUCCACCGCUAGUCCUUCAAAGAAGACAAUCAUCCAUGAUGAUCUAUGAUGAGUGUAUGCUGAU
This is a messenger RNA of Saccostrea echinata, 2856 nucleotides long. Its product is annotated as thioredoxin domain-containing protein 16-like. Lineage: Eukaryota; Metazoa; Mollusca; Bivalvia; Ostreida; Ostreidae. The transcript has 20 exons. The record is from RefSeq and is a predicted model, not a curated record. Bases 40 to 2841 code for a protein of 933 amino acids.